GGCAGGCGUAGUAUUAAAACCGCUUGUCCUCUAAGCCGCUGCAUUGGGGAUUAACGUUAGUUGUUAGCAAUAGCAGCAAAGACCGUUGCCUGACGUUAGCUAGCCUAGCUAACAGUUACAUGUUUUAACUCCAGGAUAUCAGGUGCCGUUACCCUUUCCUCUGUCCGCUUUGACUACACAAGGGUCCAACCAGCGACCCAUUCACUUUCUUAGUCUAACUAGUUAACUAUUCUAGCUAACCGUUAAAACAAGCAAGCUAUCGAUUUGUGCUAAAUCUUGGACACGGACGGGAAAUUCGCAGAUGCGAAAUGAAGAACUAUGAACAUAGCUAACGUUAGCCGAAGAACCGACGGGGAUGAAAGUUGAACCUCAAAAAGUAGUGUGAGGUUGGCUUGGUGACACAUCUGUACCGCUGGCCGGAACACUGCCGAGAGGAAGCGUUCCUGAAACAGGAAGUAGAGACUGGAGUGCUGCGGACAGGAAGUAGAGAUCCUGAAACAGGAAGUAGAGACGCUGGUGCACCUGGCGCUCAAACACUCGGCAACAUGUCAGAUGCCAUCCUCACUUUCCAAGUGCAGCUCUCCGCUGUCAUGGAGACGGUGCUGAAGUCGGCCAUGUAUGAGAUCACCCGGCUGGUGGAGGACAGCUUCCUGGAGGAAGUGGCUCGGAGCAAACAGGAAGUGGAGGCCUUGAGGCAGAGGCUGCAGUGGUGGGAGAGCCGGCGCAGGGAGCGAGAGAGCGGCGGGCGAGCGAGGUGUGUGGACUGCGGCAGAGCCGGAGUUUCCAGCCUGGAGACGGAGAACCCGCCCUCAGGAACACCGUCUGGUGUGGAGGAGGGCCGUGGUCUGAAGCAGGAGAAGGUUCCAGAGGGGAGCUGGAGCAGCUGUUCGGGGGGAACUCAGAAUGCCCUGGAGGAAGAGGCCACGCCCAGCUCCCUCAGAGACCUGGAUCUGAGCAGCACAACGCCCACAGAUUCGGACGGGGAAAGGCCAGACUCCCUGCUGAAGGAGGAGGGGGAGGAGCCACAGGAGAUGAGUGGUGGUGACGACGUCCAGGGAAAAUGGCUGCUGUGUCCGGAGGGAGAGACUCUGCCAGGAGCCGAAGGAGCCCCUCCUCUUCCUCUCAGUAAGGGCUGUGGAGAGCCAGAGUGGAGCCCUGCUGUGAGGCAGGACACAGCGCCCUCUUCAGACAGCCUCCUGGCAGAGCAGAGCAGCAGAGCGGCCGCCGGGGAGAGCUGUGGCUCGUACGAGUCGCAGGGACAGGAAGGCUCCGCCCGCAGCCUCAGUCUGGCUGGGCCUCAGCGCUGCGGCAGACACUGGCAGCGCCCGGCCUGGACCCCCUUUAAACUCGGGGACAGUGACAGUGAGCCAGACGGGCUGGGAGAGCUGCAGCAGGGGGCGGAGUUCAGUGGGGACGCUGGCGAAUCGGACGCUCAGGCGGCCUGCGCUACAUUGCAGCCCGCCAGUGAGCACUCGCCCGGCCCCCGGCCCCCGAACGCCGCCCCCAACAUGGCAGCCAUUAAGCAGGAGGUGGGGGCAGCGUCGGCCUGGGGGGGGCGGGCGGACCCCGGGGACGUGUACCCGCAGCUCAGACAGCCCGCGGCCGAGGCGCAGGGUCAUAAGGGCACAGACCCGCCGGCCCUCAGGAACUGCGUCAGCCGCCACGAGCAGCUCCCUAAAGCCGCGAGCUCACAGCCCAAACCGCCGGGGUGUGUCCCGUCAGCAAGACACGCCCCCGUCAGAGCGACUGACAGGACGGGGGCUGUGACCCACAGCUCCGCCGGCGUGUACAGUAAGGCUUCUGCCGUCUCCAGGAGCGCUCAGGCGCACCCCCGCGCGCUGGCCGGGGAGCGGAGGCCGGGGUCUGCGCAUUUCGGGAAGGGCGUUGCUCCGGUCCUCAGCGUGCGGUCCCACCUGCGGCCCAACAUGGAGCGCACGGGCCACAGCUGCACGCAGUGCGGGAAGAGCUUCUCCCACUUCUCCCACCUCAAAGCGCACCAGCAGACCCACACCGGGGAGCGGCCGUUCUGCUGCUCUCUCUGCGGCCGCAGCUUCACCAAGCUCAGCAACCUGAAAGCACACCGCCGCGUGCACACCGGCGAGCGGCCCUACAGCUGCACGGAGUGCGGGAAGCGGUUCACUCAGAAAUGCAACCUCAAGCGCCACCAGAGGAUACACACGGCUGAGAGGCUGUUCAGCUGUAAGUAGUGGCCUCUGUCGUACAGCGUUACACACGGGCGGACACACGCCCUUUCAGCAUCUCCACAAAGAACAAACAUUUUUUGGGCCUUGACACUUUCUGUAGGAAAAUUACAUCAUCAAGCUCCCUGUGCCUCCCUUCUGCUCGCCUCGGCUGGCUCAAACUGGCUCAAGCUGGCUCAAACUGGCUCAAACUGGCUCAAACUGGCUCUACAGGGGACGCAAGCGAUCAGACGCACUUCAGCCAUUUUGUCUCCCAACUGCACAUUGACAACCUUUUAAACACUCGGGACAGAGUAUAUUUUAUUAAACUCAUCCUUUAUAGACCCAUGUUGCUUGGCUCGACAUGAAAUUUCACACAAAGAUUAAUUUAAUUAGUCAAAACGCUAGACAUCGACUUCUUUUGCUGGCUUCUCAUUGAAGUUCCAGUGAAAAGUGUUUAAACACACGGCAGAGGAGGGAGUGUUAGUCUACAGGAAGCUACGACAAGUGCUGUCUGCCAUGAUAUGGUACUUUUCUCUUCUGUAAUCCUUCAUCUAAAACAGAGUUUGGACUCAUACUUCUGUCUCUGAGAAAUGUACGACACACUUAUAUUCCUCUGAUAUUGCCAGAGGCAGCAAAUCAGUCUAUUAAAGUAAUUAUGUUGAGAAUAGAUGCGUCUUCCUCAGGCAAAAAUAAGAUACAAAUGAAUAAAAAUAUCUGAAACUAAA
Conger conger (European conger) is the source of this 2908-nucleotide messenger RNA. RefSeq names its product zinc finger protein 696. NCBI's taxonomy places the organism in Eukaryota, Metazoa, Chordata, Actinopteri, Anguilliformes, Congridae. The record is from RefSeq and is a predicted model, not a curated record. The transcript has 5 exons. The coding region runs from base 546 to 2207 and encodes 553 amino acids. Gene Ontology annotation, biological process: regulation of transcription by RNA polymerase II. Gene Ontology annotation, molecular function: DNA-binding transcription factor activity, RNA polymerase II-specific; RNA polymerase II cis-regulatory region sequence-specific DNA binding.